This is a messenger RNA of Hydractinia symbiolongicarpus, 648 nucleotides long. RefSeq names its product histone H1-delta-like. The coding region runs from base 45 to 596 and encodes 183 amino acids. The record is from RefSeq and is a predicted model, not a curated record. Lineage: Eukaryota; Metazoa; Cnidaria; Hydrozoa; Anthoathecata; Hydractiniidae. Gene Ontology annotation, biological process: nucleosome assembly; chromosome condensation; negative regulation of DNA recombination. The transcript has a single exon. Gene Ontology annotation, cellular component: nucleosome; nucleus. Gene Ontology annotation, molecular function: double-stranded DNA binding; structural constituent of chromatin; nucleosomal DNA binding.
ACAAGCAUCGUUUAUCGUUGGAUUGUUGUAAGAAAACAUUAAAAAUGAGUGAAGCAGCUUCUCCAAAGAAAAUCGCACCCAAGAAGAAACCUGCUGCAAAGAAGACAGCUGAUCACCCUAAAUAUGUGGACAUGAUCAAGGCUGCUAUCGCUACCCUAAAGGAACGCGGUGGUUCAUCUCGCCAAGCUAUUACAAAAUAUAUUCAUGCAAAUUACAAAGUUGCUGAAAACUCAGAUCAUCAUCUGAAAAUGGCUCUUAAACGAGGAGUAACAUCAGGCGAUUUGAUUCAAACUAAAGGCACUGGUGCUUCUGGAUCAUUCAAGCUAGGUCAGGUAAAAAAAGAAAAACCUAAGAAAAAGGCCGCAGCAAAAAAGCCAACGGCAAAGAAGCCUACUGCAAAGAAAAGUACACCAAAAAAGAAGCCAGCAAAGAAGAGCACGCCAAAGAAAGCAGCAAAGAAGCCUGCCACAAAGAAAGCCUCGGCUAAGAAACCAGCAGCUAAGAAACCCACAAAGAAGCCUGUUGCUAAAAAACCUGCAGCAAAGAAGGUCAAAAAGACUCCCAAAAAGGCAGCAAAGAAGACCGCAAAAAAAUAAUUUGUGUGUAUCUGGCUAUUACAUUAACAAACGGCUAUUUUUAUAGCCACAC